Molecule: messenger RNA, 1952 nt
Organism: Cyprinodon variegatus (sheepshead minnow)
Lineage: Eukaryota; Metazoa; Chordata; Actinopteri; Cyprinodontiformes; Cyprinodontidae
Gene: gnat2
Product: guanine nucleotide-binding protein G(t) subunit alpha-2-like
Exons: 9
Coding region: 150-1202 (350 amino acids)
Biological process (GO): adenylate cyclase-modulating G protein-coupled receptor signaling pathway; detection of chemical stimulus involved in sensory perception of bitter taste
Cellular component (GO): photoreceptor inner segment; heterotrimeric G-protein complex; photoreceptor outer segment
Molecular function (GO): GTPase activity; G-protein beta/gamma-subunit complex binding; G protein-coupled receptor binding
Source: RefSeq, a predicted model, not a curated record
AAGGCUCAGCCCCCACCUUUUCAAUCCUCUUCCGCUCCAAAAUCACCUUUCAGCACAACUAGUGCUGUGAUUGGAUUCUCUACAAGUGCUCACAUAGACCCGCCAAAAUUUCCUUCCUCGAGGACCUUGAGAGUGCGGAGGAAGAAAUCAUGGGUGCAGGAGCUAGCGCUGAGGACAAAAAGUCCAAGGAAUUGGAAAAGCAGCUCCAGGAAGAUGCAGAUAAGGAGUCUAAAACGGUCAAAUUGCUCCUGCUUGGUGCUGGCGAGUCAGGAAAAAGCACCAUUGUAAAACAAAUGAAGAUUCUUCACCAAGGUGGUUACACAAAAGAGGAGCAAAUGGAAUUUAGGGCGAUCAUCUAUGGCAACAUCCUGCAGUCUGCUCUGGCUAUCAUCAGAGGCAUGGAGAUGCUUGCCAUUGAUUUUGGCGCACCCUCUGGACAGGAGGAUGCACAAAAGCUGCAGAACUUGUCAGACUCCAUUGAAGAAGGAACGAUGCCCCCUGAGCUGGCUGAUGUCAUCAAGAAGCUGUGGAAAGACUCUGGAGUGCAGGCUGCAUUUGAAAGAGCUGCUGAGUACCAGCUGAAUGACUCUGCUGGCUACUACCUCAGCGAAAUGGACAGAAUCUGUCAGCCAGACUACAUGCCCACUGAGCAGGAUGUGCUGCGAUCUCGAGUCAAAACAACUGGUAUCAUUGAAGAACAGUUCUCCUGCAAAGAGUUGCAUUUCAGGAUGUUUGAUGUGGGAGGCCAGAGGUCAGAGAGAAAGAAGUGGAUCCACUGUUUUGAGGGCGUGACUUGCAUUAUCUUCUGUGGAGCUCUCAGCGCUUACGACAUGGUGCUGGUAGAAGAUGAUGAAGUGAACCGCAUGCACGAGUCCCUCCAUCUAUUCAACAGCAUCUGCAACCAUAGAUUCUUCGCUUUGACUUCCAUUGUGCUUUUCCUCAACAAGAAGGAUCUCUUUGAAGAAAAGAUCAAGAAAGUCCACCUGAGUAUCUGCUUCCCUGAUUAUGACGGCCCCAACACGUAUGAUGAUGCCAGCAACUACAUCAAGACACAAUUCUUGGAUCUCAACAUGAAGAAGGGUCAGAAAGAAAUCUACUCCCACUUGACCUGUGCCACAGAUACGAAGAACGUUGAGAUCGUGUUCAACGCCGUGACGGAUAUCAUCAUCAAAGAGAACCUUAAAGACUGUGGUCUGUUUUAAGAGUGAUAAGAGAGAACAUCCUUUUUCAACUGUAACCCCACACACAUUGGCAUUAAGAAAGAAAUGAACUGAUGGAGCACAAGGGGUCCUCAGACUGUUGUGUUUUAUGCCAUGGUCUCCAUGCCAAGCUGUGGAGGAAUACUCCUACAGAACAUCACCGCUUUCCACAUCACCUUUCUGCAACUCACAGCAUAUCCAGCUGGUUCAACACAGCUAUGAAGUCACCAUGUGAACAUUGUGGAAGAUUUUUACACAGCUAAAAACAUUAAAGGUAUGAAGAUGAAAUAGCCACUUCUUUGAUGCUCACUGUGUUUAUAAAACCUUAUGAAUUGUAUAUGAUAAACACUUUGAAAGCCAUGAUUUGUAAAAUAAUUAAUCUGGGAAAAAUGUAAAUUUUUGAAUAGGCGCUUUUUUUUUUUUUGAGUACAAUAGUCUCUGUGAUCUUGAUAUUUAAGCUGAAAGGUUGAAAAAUAUCUCUGCUAUUCCCAGUGCUACAUUUUGUCCAGAUUACCACCACAAUUAUUCCUGUAUCUAAUCAACAUAGUGUUAAUGUACUGAACUCACUUAACAUUUCAAUGUGAUAAAAAGAAAAUCUGAUGACAAACAGGAUAGAUGAAAACUGUAAAUAAGAAUAGAAAAGGUAUAUUUUGAGUGAUAAAUUAAAAAGUGAGAGGAAAACACUACAUGAUGGAUGCUUUUGUGAUUAAAAUGGAAUUAAAAUCUACUGUGAUAUUUCUUAUGAAACAUAGA